GAACACACAGAAAUAAGAGAGAGACCACCGGCGAGGCAAGGGUAAUCAAGCUAUAGGCAGCAACAUCAAUCAAUCAGUGGGAAUCAGAUGAUCUGUCUCUAAGCCGCCACGACAUACACACAUACAUACAUACGCGCAAUUCCAUUCCACAAUCAUCUCCCCCGCCUCCUUCUUCAACCUCUUAAAAGCCUUCGAGUUCGCUUCCUUGCUUGUGGCACCUUCCCCUCCUCCUCUUCGUGUCCCACCAACGGAGUCGCCGGCCCUGUUCUUGCCCUGCCAAUUCGUCUCGAUUGGUUUCUCCGAGCUCUGAGCGCGCUGCAAGCGCAGCUGACAGAGAUUUUCUUUGGGGAGGAAGCUAGACCGGAUGCUGGGAGGGAAGAUGAAGGGGGAUGGGGGCAGCACCAGCAUUAGCCCGCUGGUGUCCUUCACGCUCGGCGCCGCCAUGGCCACCGUCUGCGUGCUCUUCUUCAUGUCCGCCAGCCCCGGCAACCGCCUCGUCGACAUCGCCGCGUGGAGCCGCAACAACGGCACCGCCGCCGCCCAGCUCGAGCACCUGCGCUCCGUCGCCGACGACACGGCGGCCGCCUCCGACGCCGCCCGCAACGUCACCGCCGUCGCCGCGCCGGCACCCGCACCCGCCAAGGCGGCGUCGGAGUACGGCGACCUGGAGGAGGUGCUGGCGAGGGCGGCGAUGGCGGACCGGACGGUGAUCAUGACGCAGAUCAACGCGGCCUGGACCAAGCCGGGCUCGCUGCUGGACCUCUUCUUCGAGAGCUUCCGCAAUGGCGAGGGCGGCGUGGCAAGGCUGCUCGACCACCUCGUCAUCGUCACCAUGGACCCAGCGGCGUACGCGCAGUGCCAGCUCGUGCACCCGCACUGCUACUUUCUGAGGACGACGGGGGUCGACUACCGGUCCGAGAAGUUCUUCAUGAGCAAGGACUACCUGGAGAUGAUGUGGGGCCGGAACAAGUUCCAGCAGACCAUCGUCGAGCUAGGCUACAACUUCCUGUUCACGGACGUGGACGUGAUGUGGUUCCGGGACCCGUUCAAGCACAUCUCCAUGGGGGCCGACAUCGCCAUCUCCAGCGACGUCUUCAUCGGCGACCCCUACAGCCUCGGCAACUUCCCCAACGGCGGCUUCCUCUACGUGCGAUCCUGCCCCAAGACCAUCGAGUUCUACAAGCACUGGCAGGCGGGGCGGUACCGCUUCUUCGGGAAGCACGAGCAGGACGUGUUCAACCUCAUCAAGCACGAGAUGGUCGACAGGCUCGGCAUCGCCAUCCAGUUCCUCGACACCAAGUACGUCUCCGGCUUCUGUCAGCUCAGCAAGGACCUCAACAAGAUCUGCACCUUGCAUGCGAAUUGUUGUGUUGGAUUGGGCGCCAAGCUGCAUGACCUGAGGAAUGUGCUGGAUGUGUGGCGGAACUACACGGCGGCGCCGGUCGCGGAGAAGAGGGCCGGCAAGUUCCAGUGGAAGGUCCCCGGCAUAUGCAUCCACUGAGAAUUUGGUUCAAUUCUUCGGUGGUUAAUUGUCCAUUCUUUCUGCUGCUGCUCCUCCUCUACUUCGUCUUCUUGAAUCAUAAUGAUCAAAGAGGAAGAUCGGGAUUCAGAGAGGUAGCAGCGUCGAUCCGUUGAUUCUUUUUUUGUUUUGUUUUGCCAGCUUAAUUAAGCUUAGGAGUAUACCGUUAAAUUAAGUUAUACUCAUAUCCUUAUGCAUAUGUGCUCUUCCAUGUAAUUAUAGAUGAAAUGAAUGCAACAGCUUAUUUA
Messenger RNA from Lolium perenne, 1767 nucleotides. RefSeq lists its product as uncharacterized. The record is from RefSeq and is a predicted model, not a curated record. Lineage: Eukaryota; Viridiplantae; Streptophyta; Magnoliopsida; Poales; Poaceae.